Vollenhovia emeryi is the source of this 2237-nucleotide messenger RNA. RefSeq lists its product as uncharacterized. The transcript has 6 exons. The record is from RefSeq and is a predicted model, not a curated record. Bases 307 to 1125 code for a protein of 272 amino acids. Lineage: Eukaryota; Metazoa; Arthropoda; Insecta; Hymenoptera; Formicidae.
UACGUUAACGCCAGUCGAGAAUUUAAGAAAUAAAUUAAAAUGUGGAAACGACCUUGCUGGCACUUCGUUUCUUUACUCUAUUAUAGCUUUACAACGUUUCGGCCAGUAAUACUGGUCCUCUUCAGGUAAGGAACUUAUACGAGUACCCGCAAAUGUAAGGUUCGUCGAAAUUUAAGAUGUGAAAUUAUGUCAAACGUUAAAGACACCGCGGUACAUUGUGUCUAGUCAUCGGCGUUAGAACACAGAAUAGACCCAUAUAUAAUUUUAGAUAACUCCAUCUUACCUUGAUGUGGCGUAACGGCGGAGAUGAUCGAUUCGAAGAACGUCGCUUCCGCGAAUAACGCGAGAGAUCCCGCCUCCGAUUCUCCUCUGAUCACGUACGGAAACAAAAGCGUAGAAUUGAGAGCUAUGAAGGACGCAAUAAGUGUGUACCAGAACAGCUUUGCGGAGAAGGAAAAGAUACUGGAGGCAGAACAACGAAAGCUGGAGGAAUUAAAUUAUCAAGCGUGGUCGCUGGAGGAUUCCUUGUGCGAACAGGUUUGGCAAUUCUCGCACGAGCACGAUUUCUGUGCUAUCUUUCAAUAUCACCCCUUCGUCAUGAACCGUGCGAGGCUAAGGAGCAAUUGUAAAGACGAUGAGGAAAACAAUUGCGAGUUGAUCGAUCUCAUGUGUGAAAUCGAGGCUAUCGAGGCGGAAAUAAUUGAUCUUAGUCAGAGAACAAAUGUAAAACAAAAGGUGGAGAGCGCCUUGACGAAAUUACGAAGGUUACAAUUAAUCUCGGAUGAUAUUACAGAAUUACUGAGACUGAUACGUCCUUCAGAGUCUGUGUGCAAACUCGAGAUAUCGAUGCCGGUAUACGAUGAAAUAAGUUCUAAUGAUGAAAAUAAAGUCAAACGUAAGAAUGACCCAGGCGACACAAAACAAAUGAAGAUCGACAAGUCGCAUUUUGUGCCUAAGAAGAAAGUAAUGUUUACGACUCCGAAGAAUUAUCCUCAGUUGUCCCUUGAAAGAAGUAUUGUGUUCUCUGCGAAUACGCUCACGAGCAACGAGACGUUAAAAAAUUUCACGUUAAAGAAACGCAGCGAAAUUUCCAUCAGAUUUCAAGAGUACCGUGAACAUAAGUAACAAUUAACAAUUAAAAGCUGACUCUUUCAACUUCUUGGUAAAACUUAAAUUACAUGUAUGUUUUAUAAAUUAUAUGUCUUUGUCUAAUUUGAAAGAAAACUAAAGACAUAUGCAUAUAUUAUUUAACCGAUACUUAACUUACCAAUAAGUUGGAACAAUCGCCCCUACGGCCCGGUUUUUUAAUUUUCUGGUUAACUGUUAAUCAGAAGUUAGUCGACUCCCCAUCUUUUUCUAUGUUAUUAUCUAAGAAGAGACAGAUAAUCGACAAACCUGGUUUAUCUGGUUAACAAUUAGACUAGAAAAUGUAAAACCAAGCCUAAGACAAGUACAUUCGUACAAAUUCGAUAAUUAAAGGUGACCCAGGAAUACUUUGAUUCUAGAAUCAAAUGUUAACUUAAAGAAAAUACGCGACAGUUUUAAACCAACGUCUGGAGAAUCGGAGAAAGAUCGCGCAAAGCGGAGAAACGUGUGAAUUUCGGGAAAAUAUUUUAUAUUUACGUCUUUAGAAAUAUUUAUACAGCGUCCCGCAUAUUGUACAUUGAAUUACAUUUAAUAUUACAUUCUUGGAAUUGUACACAAUUAACACGGUAUCGUGUGUUGCGCAAUAGACUAUUCGACAAGCGUUUCUUUUUCUCUCGGAAUAGUGUACUGGGCGUUCGCAAACGUCACGGUAAAUUUCUCGUUUGCAAACCACGUGGACUAUGUGCCGUGUUUAUCAGUUUGUUUUGUUUGUUUUAAAACUGUUUAACAGUUUAUCGCAAUGGAUUAAGCGUAACGUAUCAAUACGAUCUUGGCAACUUACAUGUGAAUGGCCCGAUGGAUGUUCCACAUGCGAAGACUUUCAUUACAAUAUCUAAAAACUAAUUUGUUAAAACGGUCGCCACGUCACGUCGUUCGGAUAAUAUCGUAAAAACAUUAAUCAAUCUAAUUAACGUACUCUUUAAACUUGUAGACUUUACGUGUAGAAUAUACCAAUGUUCGUAACAUUUAAUUAUAUAAAUUUUCCUUGGAAACUUUCCUUGUUAAACUUGAAAGUGCACUCCAAGAUUUAAGAAAUUUUUAAUAUCUUUUAAAAAGUUAUUUAUUUUUAAUUUAUAUAUAUAUAAAUUUAU